Miscanthus lutarioriparius is the source of this 444-nucleotide messenger RNA. NCBI's taxonomy places the organism in Eukaryota, Viridiplantae, Streptophyta, Magnoliopsida, Poales, Poaceae. The record is from the annotation of a GenBank genome assembly.
AUGCGGCCGUCUCCACCGACGAGGGCAGGUCGCAGCCGACGAGGGCCCGUGCGGGCGCGGCCGUCUCCACCGAAUGGCGCAGGGGGCAGCGGGGAACUGGCUGGAGGAGGUGAACGGCAUGGCGCUGGUGCUGCACGACCUCCUCGCCGAGGAGCAGGGGAGGGGCGUCGUACUCCCGCGUCAAUGGCGAGCGGCCAUGGAGGUGGAGGAUCCGAGCGUGGCACCUCGCCGGAGGUGCAGGAGCCGAGCGUGGCCAUGGAUGUGCUAGAGCCGAGUGUGGCCAUGGAUGUGCUGGAGUCCAAGAUCCCCGUCGGCCGUCGUGCUCGUGGCUCCCGAGCUCACCUUGUUCCUCUGCUUCCGCCAUGGAUUGCUUGGAUGCCCAGUCAUCAGUGUCAGUGGGCACCCAGUUCUGCUUCAGACCUUCAGUCCUCUCCCUUCUCGUAG